Oncorhynchus mykiss (rainbow trout) is the source of this 2120-nucleotide messenger RNA. It is a transcript of the gene trim62.1, whose product is annotated as tripartite motif containing 62, tandem duplicate 1. NCBI's taxonomy places the organism in Eukaryota, Metazoa, Chordata, Actinopteri, Salmoniformes, Salmonidae. The record is from RefSeq and is a predicted model, not a curated record. Gene Ontology annotation, molecular function: zinc ion binding; protein binding.
AUUUUCUCCCACUGCCGGGCAAUGGGCUUCCUCUCAUCACCAUAUUUGGUGUGAUGGGAAACACCAACCAGAUGAUUCACAUUUAUACAUCCGGUGAAAUAUCUGGCUCAUUGUUUUAUCUGUGUUGCUGUAUUCCAUUCCUUCCUGAAAGGGACCUGAGCAGAAAUUCAGGAGUUGUGCUUGUCACUGUGACAACAGUGCGGUGAGUGAGGUUGUCUGAAAUGAUUUAUAUGAUGUGGAGCAGUCUUCUUCGAUUGUUUUGGUAAAGGUCACAGGGUCGCGUUGAAAGCACCCUGAUUUGAAGUAACGUUACCCUAGGAGACUUGCUAAGGAAAAUCAAGAGUGGCCAAGAUUCUGAAGUGGGUGUCAAAGAACUGCCAAGAGUUGAUCUCACAAGCCAGAACAUUGUCUUAAAAAAGUAUAGCCAGUGUGCAGUUAAAUGCAGCUCAACCUCUGUGUUUGCAAAUGGCUUGCUGUCUGAAGGAUGAGCUCCUGUGUUCCAUCUGCCUGAGUAUCUACCAGGACCCUGUCAGUUUUGGCUGUGAGCACUAUUUCUGCCGAAAGUGCAUCACUGAGCACUGGAGCAGACAGGAGCCCCACGGUGUACGAGACUGUCCUGAGUGCAGGAGGACCUUCGCAGACCCUCUUCUCUCCCCAAGCCUCAAGCUGUCCAACAUCGUGGAGCGCUACUCAGCCUUCCCGCUGGACGCCAUCCUCAACGCGCAGAGGAGCUCCUAUCCCUGCAAGGACCACGAGAAGGUCAAGCUUUUCUGCCUCAGCGACAAGAGCCUGGUGUGUUUCUUCUGUGACGAGCCAGCCUUACACGAGCAGCAUCAGGUCACCACUAUUGACGAGGCCUACGAGGAGAUACAGAGGGAGAUGAAGGAGCAGCUGGCCACUCUGCAGGACAGUGAGAAGGGACACACCGAGGCCCUGCAGCUACUGCAGAGACAACUCACUGAGACCAAGUCGUCGGCCAAGGGCCUGCGUGCGACCAUCGGCGAGGCAUUUGAACGCCUGCAGCGGUUCCUGCGAGAGCGCCAGAAGGCCAUGCUGGAGGAGCUGGAGACGGACACGGCGCGCACGCUCUCCGACAUCGAGCACAAGAUCCAGCGCUUCAGCCAGCAGCUGCGUGACGUCAAGGAGGGCAUCGGCAUCCUGCAGGAGCGCCUCAACGAGACGGGACGCCACGACUUCCUGGAGGGCGUGGCCCUCACCUCCGAGAGGUGCUCUGCUUACUGUCUGACUGACCUUGGAUCAGCUCUUCUUCCAAAAAGCCACAGUCCUAAACUUUUGAUAAAAGGAAAGAUACAUGAGACCAAUCUAACAUAUGAAGAUUUCCCGACCUCCAAGUACAUGGGGCCCCUGCAGUACACAAUAUGGAAGUCUCUCUUUCAGGAUAUUUCACCAGUGCCAGCAGCUUUGACCUUAGACCCCAUCACAGCCCACCAGAGACUCAUCCUAUCAGAUGACUGCACCAUCGUAGCCUAUGGUAACCUGCACCCCCAGCCCCUGCAGGACUCCCCGCGGCGCUUCGACGUGGAGGUGUCUGUGCUGGGGGCCGAGGGCUUCGGCUCCGGGGUGCACUACUGGGAGGUGAUGGUGUCAGAGAAGACCCAGUGGAUGAUCGGCGUGGCCAACGAGACGGUCAGCCGCAAGGGCAGCAUCCAGAUCCAGCCCAGCCGCGGCUUCUACUGCGUCGUCAUGCACGACGGCAACCAGUACAGCGCUUGCACCGAGCCCUGGACCCGCCUCAACGUCAAGAGCAAGCUGGAGAAGGUGGGCGUGUACCUGGACUACCCCAAGGGCCUGCUGGUGUUCUACAAUGCUGACGACAUGUCCUGGCUGUACACCUACAGGGAGAAGACUUUCCCGGCCAAGCUCUGCCCCUACUUCAGCCCUGGGCAGAGCCACGCCAAUGGCAAGAACGUCCAGCCGCUGAGAAUCAACACCGUGCGUCUAUAAGAGCCACACACAGGGUCACUCUACAGAUCGGCUUGCUCACCUCAACCCUCCCUGAGGUUAGGAUACCAACGAUGAUGACGUAACUAAGAUCCUAAAGACGGCUUGUUUUUUUAAAUGAUGAGAGGGGGGGGGGGGGGGGGACAGGGUGUUUGACU